GUGUUGCUGCCCUGUGUGUGUUGCAUCCUGCCCACGUGGUAGGGUGUCUCCCCCCCUCCCCCCUCCAUUUUUUGCAGCUGGUGAGGAGGGAGGUUUACGCGGUGGUUUUUCCUCUCUGAUUUCCUCCCGUGGCGUGGAAGGUGUUAGGGUCAGUUUGCUUUGCUGAGGCCGACUGUUGGUUAGCUGGGAGAAAGCAAGAGUUGUACUCUCGGAAAUUGACAGCAGUAGGGGACAUGACAGGGCUUAGUUUUCCGAGACGUCUUUCCUCCUCUCCAUUUAGCUGUUCUUGUUCUUUUCUCUGUUGCUCCAUCUAAAAGAGUGGGCUCUAGCUGCUGAUGCAUUGAGGUGUAUAGUUUUCACUUCUCCGUUCUACUUUGUGUGUGUGCGUGUGCGUGUGUGCGCGCGCGUGUUUGGCUGGCAAAGGUGUCCCUUUUCUGUGUUGUGCAGUUCAGUUGGAUUCCUGAAUGAGCUGCGUUGGGCUGGCCAGGGAGUUAGAGGUUGGUGGGCAUCUUGGCUUUUCCUGACAUUCAGUUUAUUUUUUCCUUCUAUUUUGCUUCCCACUGGAACGAGUGCAUGUCAUGAAAGUAUUCCAUCCAUUGCUCUUUACUUGCAAGGGGGUACUAGAUAGUUUUCACUGAGUCACAUAUUUCGUGGGAGCUCUUUUAUUUCACUUUUCUUUUCGUUCUGUUGAGUACCUUUGCGCUGCUUUGUAUUUUGAAACUGGUUUUGAAACAUGUGUUUUGGGUAGUUUUUUUUAAUGUCUCUUCCAGGUUAAAGGUUUCCAUCUUCCUGUGUUUUGCUCUUGUGUGACCACAGAUUGCUCCCGGUAGCUAGAGUAGCAGUGAGAGAAGCCUUUUAUUCCUCCCAGACCAUAGCAAAUAUUUGUGGAAAAGCAGUAACUCCCUUCAUAUUUCUGUUUUGGUGGCAUAUAUAGAUGUGAUUGACUUUUUUAGUUUUUUUGGUGGUUUUUUUUUUUUUUUUUUAAUGUACACCUGAGGAUUUGUUUUUUCUUUUUGUGUCUCUCGGAGUUGAGGUGAAUCUUGUUCUUGAUUUUUUUGUGAUACCGGGGACUUUGUCAUGCUUUCAUUAGGUAGUUUUUGGAUGGAGUCAGGACAUGUUUAUUUUGGCUCUCUUUGGUUCAUUAGUUUGGGUGAAAUAAAAUCUUAAUAUUUUGAAGUCACUUUUCAGAUUCCAAGAUGGCUGGCACUGUCACUUUUUCUUGAUUUGUUCUUUUGCAUUGUGUGUUCUCUUUGAAUAUAUUUUCCUUUUAUGUGGUACAACUGUUAGUGUAUUCUCCUGUGCAAAAUAAAAAUAAAUACAGAUUCUAUCUGCUUUCAUCAUGCUAAGUUUGGGUGGGGCAGUGGAAAAUAGAGACUGUUUUUCUGAUGCAUUCGGAAACAGAGUUUUUUAGUAAGUCAGUCAGCAUUUGUGUACUUCGGCAAAAUACUGUGCCGUGUGCGAAGUAGUCUGUGUGAAGAGACUCAAGGAAUAAAAUAUGUGGUCUCUACAAAUGCUUCAACUUCUUUGGGGAAACAGCAUGUAAGACGUCAUUCAUAAUUAUCAAGCAUCAUCAAACGCCUGGUUGGAAUAGCAGUGCAACCAACGUUCAAGAUUCUCUUUGUGGCCAGAUGGGUUUGUAUGGACAAGCUUGUCCAUCUGUAACUUCAUUAAGGAUGACAUCUGAACUGGAGAGCAGCCUAACAUCUAUGGACUGGUUACCACAGCUCACCAUGAGAGCAGCCAUCCAAAAAUCUGAUGCUACACAAAAUGCACAUGGAACAGGAAUUUCCAAGAAGAAUGCCCUCCUUGACCCAAAUACAACACUGGACCAGGAAGAAGUCCAACAGCACAAAGAUGGGAAACCUCCAUACAGUUAUGCCAGCCUCAUUACAUUUGCAAUUAAUAGUUCACCCAAAAAGAAAAUGACUCUAAGUGAGAUUUACCAGUGGAUUUGUGAUAACUUCCCAUAUUAUAGAGAGGCUGGCAGUGGUUGGAAGAACUCCAUACGACAUAAUCUGUCACUGAACAAGUGUUUCCUUAAAGUGCCUCGAUCAAAGGAUGACCCCGGAAAGGGGUCCUACUGGGCAAUAGACACCAAUCCGAAGGAAGAUGCACUGCCUACUCGGCCAAAGAAGAGAGCACGAUCUGUAGAACGGGCCUCAACUCCAUAUAGCAUAGAUUCAGAUUCUUUGGGAAUGGAGUGUAUUAUUUCGGGAAGUGCCUCUCCAACUCUGGCAAUCAACACUGUGACUAACAAAGUAACAUUGUACAACACUGAUCAGGAUGGUAGUGAUAGCCCACGCAGUAGCCUUAACAACAGUCUCUCAGAUCAGAGUUUGGCAUCUGUUAAUUUGAACAGUGUUGGAAGUGUGCAUAAUUAUACACCGGUGACAAACCAUCCAGAACCGGUCUCUCAGUCAUUAACUCCUCAACAGCAGCCACAGUACAACCUUCCCGAACGAGACAAACAACUACUUUUCUCAGAGUAUAAUUUUGAAGAUCUCAGUGCCUCAUUUCGGAGCCUUUAUAAGUCAGUUUUUGAGCAGUCACUUAGUCAACAAGGUUUGAUGACCAUCCCUUCCGAAUCUUCCCAGCAGUCCCACACCUCGUGUCCAUAUCAGCACUCUCCUAGCAACACAGUGAGCUCUCAUCCACACAACAACCAGAGCAACCUGUCCAACAAUCAUGGCAGUGGCCUCAGCACCACGGGCAGUAAUUCAGUCGCACAGGUCUCACUGCCUCACUCCCAGAUGCAUACACAGCCGUCUCCACACCCAUCCCAUCGACCACAUGGUUUACCACAGCAUCCACAGCGUCCCCAGCACCCGGCAUCGCACCCGCAGCAACACAGCCAGCUCCAGCCCCCUCACCCCCAGCACCCCUCUCCACAUCAACACGUACAGCACCAUCCGAACCAUCAACAUCAGCCGUUAACACAUCAGGCGCCGCCACCCCCACAACAGGUAUCCUGUAAUUCUGGUGUUUCGAAUGAUUGGUAUGCAACACUUGAUAUGCUAAAAGAAAGUUGUCGAAUUGCCAGCAGUGUUAAUUGGUCAGAUGUAGACCUUUCACAGUUCCAAGGUUUGAUGGAGAGUAUGAGACAGGCAGAUCUCAAGAACUGGUCUUUGGAUCAGGUUCAGUUUGCUGAUCUCUGUUCUUCUCUUAACCAAUUCUUUACACAAACUGGCCUUAUCCACUCACAGAGUAAUGUUCAGCAAAAUGUCUGUCAUGGUGCCAUGCAUCCAGCAAAACCUUCCCAACACAUUGGAACAGGAAAUUUGUACAUAGACUCCAGGCAAAAUCUCCCUCCUUCAGUGAUGCCGCCUCCUGGUUACCCUCACAUCCCACAGGCACUCAGCACUCCAGGAACGACUAUUGCAGGCCAUCACGGAGCCAUGAACCAGCAGCACAUGAUGCCUUCCCAAGCCUUCCAGAUGCGGCGCUCUCUGCCUCCAGAUGAUAUCCAGGAUGACUUUGAUUGGGAUUCAAUUGUGUAGAGCUUGUUUCUGCAAAGGCACCAGACUCCAGCAUCACCUUUCUGUACAGUGAAGGGAAAGGUUUCAGAGAAUCCAGUCGAGAAAACAAAGUUGCUAAUCACUUUACUGAUGUUAUCAAAAUUUCUUUUGAAGACAAUCAAAAAGAUUUUAGCUGGAUAAAUUACUGCUUUUAUCUGACCCAAACAAGUACUACAUGUUUGUCUCCCUGCCAGCUGCCCUAUGUAGCUCCUAACUGUUGUGUGAUUUGAACGGCUUUUGCAUAUUUGUGUCAGUUCGAUGUUGACCACAAGUGCCAGACUGAUUUUUCAGACAGAGCCUAUUUUGCUGCAAGCAGUUUAUAGAUACAUAUGUGUAAAUAUAUGUACAAAAAUUACUGAAAGGCUUCAGUUUUUCUAAUUGGAUUAUUACGUCUUGGAAAGAAAGUUAACUGUGAGUUUUUAUUCCUCGUUAGGCUAUUUUCUGCAGGAUGCUUUUAACUGAUGUAGGCAACUGAAAGGAAAUGGAUUUUUUCAAAGCCCAGUUCCCCUCAUUUAAUGUUUUUCAGAAACAUGGGCAUUGAGUUCUACUUAGUAAGGACCCAGAGUUUGAUGCUUUCCAAACAGUCCAGAGGGGCAUGUUGUUCCUGAGCAGCAUAAAGAACUGACCAAAUUUGUUCUGAUGCUUGGGGGGAUUGUAGAGUUUAUGUUGUACCUUUUCCAUGUCUGUUUCCCUAAAUCUGCAUUAUAACAGUUCUAAAAUUUCUUUGAUCGAUUAGCAGCUGGGCAUAUUGCUCAGCUCUUUAACAAAAUCAUUGCCUCCAUAUUCAGUCUUGUAUUUAUUAUUCAGAAGUGUUAUUUUAAUAUUUAUUGCUACCUUCUGUGAAUGCUCAGCUCCUAUUGGGUUCAUUAAGGAGAAGUGCGGUGUCUGAAAGCACAGAAUUGUUUUUCUUAAGAGUUUACAGACAAGACAAUCAGAAAGAUUGUGUCAUUCUCUUUGUCGGCACUCCUUUUACCGUGAGAGUGCAGGUCUCUGUCUUAGCAUUCCUGCUGAUUGAGACUUACUAGCUAAAUAGAAUUUUUCUGGAAUUUGAAUCAGAGUUCAUUUGGGCAGUAGAACAGCAGGGCACUGUUUAUAAAGCAGGUUUCCUCACUCAUUCUCUUUCCACUUAGGCACUGAAAGGAGGGUAGAGCCACACAUAGAUUUUAUUUGCCUCAGUCUUCAGUGCAGAUGUCAUUAAGUGGUUUGCUGUUUCUGUUGUCCUUUGUGUCUGUGUAUGCAUGACAUUUGGUUACUUUCCUUGAAAUGCAGCCUGCCUCUUUGAGGUUUUUAUUAGUUGUUUUUUUUGUUUUGUUUUGUUUCAUAUCAUAUCAUAGUUACUUUGCAUGGAUUGAUUGUCUUAGUUUUAUAAUAAAAGUAACAAAUUAGAUUUUUUUUUAAUGAAUAGAUUUUUAAUUGGUUCUUUAGACCAUAAAGAGGUGGAAUUUCUUUCAGUUAUGAUGGGGGAAUGAUCUGUUCCAUCAAAUCAAGGGGUAAUCACUGCUCACUGGUUGCUUUUCAGCAUCUCUAGUCUCUACAGCCAUGCUUACUAAAUCACUCCAGUUAGCCUUAGUGAUUUUGUGGUUGAGUGUCCUCUGCUGGGACUAGACAGACAUCUUUGUUUCUGUAUGUGUGUAUGUGAGAGUGUUUGUCACUGUGUGUGGCUAUUUUGUUUUAAUGGAGUGUUGCCUUUGACGAAUCACUGGGAGGCCAGCCACGGUAAAAGGCUGAUGAGGUUGGGGAGAAAGGAAGGGCUUUUAUGUUCCUGUUGUUUGGACCUUGCUUGGCAUGAAAAAUGAAGUUCGGUUCCAGCCCCUUGGCUCGGUGAAAAUCGGAGGAUUCUGGCAAGGCAGCCAACAGGCCCCUCUUACGUGGAUCGGAGGCAAGAUGAGAUAGCAGCCUGCAGAGCAAACACUUGGAAAAAUGGGGGUGAUUUUCAAUAGUCUGCUCAAGUCACUGUUUUCUAGAUACCACAAAAGCUGUUUUGAAACUUUAAAUUGCUUGGGUAGCAAUGUGCACUUUAAACAAUUUGGGUAUUGGAAUGCAGUCUUACAUUGAAUGAUUUGAGUAGAAACCACUGAUGAAGAUUUUACAAAUUGUGUGAAGCUGAUUUCCCAUUUGGCAAUCAUUUACUGAUUUGCAGUGAUCAAUAUUUUUAUGAGAAUUUAAACCUAACCACACAUGUCCCUGGAGGCAGAGCCUCCACUCGGACCCAUCCCACCCUUGUGACUCAGGUGGCCCUGGAGCCCAGGACAGGCCUUCGUGGGGGGCGCCAGACAGCCGGAGUUACCUGGUGAGGUGCAGCGCAUCCCCUCUGGUGGCUGUUUCUGUUGCUAGUUGUCAGUGCAGAACAAGCUCUGUCUUGGGUUUAAAUUGACCGAAGACUCUUGGGGAAAAGAAUAAUAAAUGCAUAUAAUCAGAUGGGGGCACUCUGUCCAGGAGAAUAAUCCGACUGGCAUUUGUGGCAGUUUUUGAAAUGUAAACGUAUUCAUGUGUGUUCUUGUAAAUACAUGUCUCUCAGAUGUCCUUUGAAGUGGGAGGGAAUCAAUCCGGGGAUUAUUUCAAAUGGAAUAGAGUAUUUUGAUAUUGUUCAUUCAGAGGGUGAUGUGUACAUAUCUAUAUUGUAUAUAUGUGAUGAAAAUGCAUUGGCUUUUUGUGCAAACACAAUCUGCUCUCUGUACUGCUGUUGGACAGUCAGUGUUUUAAUGUUUCUACAGUUUUGCUAUUGCACGAUUUCAUAUUUUGCCUCUAUGAUGAACGGCACCCAUUCUUUGUAACUGUUUAGUGCUGUAAAGAAAUAUCCCAAGUGUCAUUAGGAUUGUUGCUGCCAGACUGAUAUGCAUGAAUGGCACUUAAAAUAAAUAUAUUAUGUUAACUCUA
Messenger RNA from Prionailurus viverrinus (fishing cat), 6392 nucleotides. RefSeq names its product forkhead box J3 (gene FOXJ3). The record is from RefSeq and is a predicted model, not a curated record. The transcript has 13 exons. Gene Ontology annotation, molecular function: RNA polymerase II cis-regulatory region sequence-specific DNA binding; DNA-binding transcription factor activity, RNA polymerase II-specific. Lineage: Eukaryota; Metazoa; Chordata; Mammalia; Carnivora; Felidae. Bases 1629 to 3497 code for a protein of 622 amino acids. Gene Ontology annotation, biological process: regulation of transcription by RNA polymerase II. Gene Ontology annotation, cellular component: nucleus.